Caenorhabditis sp. 36 PRJEB53466 is the source of this 1978-nucleotide messenger RNA. The record is from the annotation of a GenBank genome assembly. Lineage: Eukaryota; Metazoa; Nematoda; Chromadorea; Rhabditida; Rhabditidae.
AUGGGAUCGGAUGGCAACACGUCAACACGCACGAGCGGUAUGUGGAGCAAGAGAUCGCUGAGUGUUCCAGUGAGAACUCAUUUCGCAACCCUCCAGUUUUUGUCGCCUUGACCUCUCGAAUUCGCCCCUCUUCCCGAUUGUUUGUCUGCCUGUUGGUUGGCGACGUCCGGGAGCCGGAGAGCCGCGAACUCGAGGAGAGCACAGCACUUUUGCGAGAGAUAAGAGAAGAAACAAACAUAUCUUGUGCUCUUGAUGUGAUCUUAGAAACUAGGAGCGAAGGCUCGAAUGACGCAGCGGAUGGAUGGGCGGAAUGAGGUUGUGACGGGCGGUUGUGAAGGGAAAAAGAGCGAGUGAUGGGACAGCUAUGAUAUCUGCGAGCAGGGCUGCGCAAAAGACCGGCCCAAGAUUUUCGAAGAUCUGCCGAGGCCUGAACGGCUGACCCACUUGCAAUAAUUUAAUCGGACCCAAACUUUGCAGGCUUCUUGGACUUGGCUCGUAGUUUCAGACCGAUCGGAUGGUCUGGUCCCAAGAUAUGCUGGUUUGAGAUCAAUAAGGUCGCCUUGCAGCCUUUUCGGCUUUCGAUCUACACGAAAUUUGGACCCGAUGUACUUCGAUCCAAGUCCAAGAAGUCUGCUAAGUUUGGGAACGAUCGGAUAUCUGCAAACGAGUCAAAAUUUCAGACCUCGGUAGGCCUACGAAAAGCCUGGGUCAGCCUUCUGCCCAGUUCUGUCUACGAGGGAAGGGCUCCGAGUUCCCGAUUAUUUAGGACUUCAUUAUAGUUUUAAGCGUGAUAAUCGCCCCGAAACCCCUCGAACGCCUUUCCGGUAGCCCCUCCACUGACCUUGCCUGACCGGGGACACUCUGGAAUGUUCGCUCUCCGCCCGUCCACCCUUCCAAGCUCCAAUCAGUUUCAGUUCCCUUCAAAACAGGAGUAGGGAAAGGUAAGAGCCGAUUGAAAACCAAAAACACCAUCCCUUCCUUCAGCUGUCACAAAUGGCGACGGAAGUUGACACAACCAAGGGCAUCCUCGUGCUCAUUGCCAUCCUUCUCGGAAUCGCCAUCCCGAUCAUCGCCUUCUGGGUGCUCAUCAUCUGGUGCUCUCGCCGCAAGAGAAAGCGUAUGGCCGAGUUUAACGCCACUCCGGCCGCCUCGACUCCAGUGGCCGAGGACGUGGAAGCUGCCGCUCCGGCUCCGGCUCCAGCUGCUCCAGAAGCUCCAGACGGUCCGAAGGAGGAAGCCGCCGCCGCAAAAUCGAGCAAGUCUGCGGCGAAAUCGGCGAAAUCGGACAAAUCUGGAAAAUCGAAGGACGAGGAGGAGGGAGGGAAGACCGGCGACGGAGCAAAGACCGGAGAUGGAAAGACUGGCGAGUGAAGCGGUACGGUAGAUGCGCCCACACACACACACACACACGUUCAGCUCAAUUACUUGUUUUGUUUCGAUGCUAAUAAAGUGGUUCACGUAAGAUCUCUGAUUAUCAGUUUCAUUUCCCAUUUUCUACAAGUUUCUAAAGAUCUGCAGGUGAGCGGCUUUGAUUGACACAACUCCAGAAGAUCCUCAUCAGGUCAUGUCGUCGUCGAUUGUCGUCUCGAACACUUCGAGCACAGCUUCUAUCCUCCAAACCACUGUCACUUUUCUUCAGUCUACCAUACUUCCGAACGUCUCCACCUCAUCUCCUCCUCCACUCACGUCCUCAACAGUUGCUCCUGCCCCUGCUCCGUUUCCUGAACCGUACAUGUACCCCGAAUUCGAACGGAGCACCAAGUCCUCGAUAGACAUCGAGUCGCACGUCUCCGCCUUCGUCACCGCCUUGUACAUCGUCGUCGGCAUCUUCGUCUUCGUCUGCAUCGUCCCGUCGCUCAUCUUCUGUUGCUGCUGCUGCUACAGAAGAUAUCAGGCGAAUCAGCGCUUCGACGAAUUCAUGAACUCGCCGCGGACGGAAGAGAGAGGAGAUCGUGCUCCGAGCGGCUCGAUUUCUUGA